AAACCCUGAAACACAACACCUGAAUUCAAUGAUUUAGAGGAUUGUCCCAAAACCAUAGGCAGUAUCAGAACAUUAAAAAAGGCCCUAUGUAAAAGUGCAGGUUGUGACUUAACAGUGGCUUGAAUAUAUAGUUAAGGUGAUCUGCAAAUAGUUAGAGCUGGACAUAGUAACUAGAAAUUAUUAACAACAGGACAAAUCUAAUAAUCUGUUCUAAUUUAGUUAAUGAUAAAGCAAAUCUUGGUAGUUUCGGUUUUAAGCUUUUAUAUUUACAGUUUUAAGUAACUUACAGAAGUGUUUUAUAUUCUCCAUCCAAAUCAAGUCAUCAUGCUAGUUAAAAUAGGUCAAAGUCUGAAAUAAGACGCUGUUAGAGACGGGUUCAUAUUAUAAGUUGGUAUUGCAUCAAACAUAGUAUACAUGUUUGGCUCCUGCUGAGAAUAUAAUAAUUCAAAUGGAGACUGAGGCACUGAAAUCUCGAACAUAUUUUCUUUUGACGUAAUUCACUGGCCAGCUAACCAGCGCCUCACCCUAUCACUGCCAUAUGUGACUCUUUCCCAAGUGGCUUUUGCAAAGUUGGAAGCACAUAAUUGUUCAGAACAUUUUUGUUCAACCCCACACUGUAACUUCUGACCCAAACCUGUUCCAGCAUGACAGUACUCCUGCGCAUAAAGUGUGAUCCAUAAAGACAUGGUCUUCAGAGUAAAUGUGGAUGAACUAGAGUGCAAAAAUCACUGACCUCAACCCCACUGAACAAACUUUAAGAUGAACUGGAACGUACACCAGGCCUCCUCACUCGAUUGUAUUCACUCAUGUUACUUAAUUAUUUUGGAAUAGAUACAUAUAGGUGUGAUGGUUGGCUGUCCACAUACUUUUGGUCAUAUCUACAGUAAAAUACAAUACAGUACACUAACAGUAAGCAAACUUAGUAGACAUGGACAUAAAAAAUGGCACUUUAAAUGGCAGGAGUAUAGAGGCAUGUCACUAACACAUAGCUAUAUAAAUAAAAUAAAUAGUUUGAACAGAGUAAGUUUAAGUACAUGUUUUUCUCAUGUUUCUAUGACAAGUUAGUAACUCAUUAAGGUAAGUUAUACAAUGAAAUCGAGAGAAAACAUCAGCUACAUCAGGUCAAUCUUCCCCAAGGGGCAGUGGCCACAUCUGACUUUUGUCCAGUGGUGAUAAGAAAGUAUUGAAGCCUGUCAUCAUGUUAGAUUUCACUCAGACCAGGGACAAGUGAGGUCAUGCUAUGGGAAUAAUUUUGCUUAAAAAAUAGUUACAGAUCUCUGUCAUUGAUAAAUACAGAUGAGUAUAAAUGGCCGAGUAUAUGUUUGAUGGACAAAAAUGGCAAGCCUCUGUGUCGGAUAUACCGUUUGUCCCACAUCGUCCACACAGACUUGUUCCACGUUUGGUCACAGCAUGAGGAAUGAGAAAGCAGUCAUAAAGCUUGGUGCUUGGGCGUCUGAAUGAUGAUGAACUUAUCUGGAAGGAUUAUUAAUGAGGUGUUUAUUGAUGAAGGGUAUUCAGGACUUGAAGCAUCGGGGACAUGGUAGCUUUGACUUCAAAGCUGAAACAUCAUGCCUAAAGGAAUUAAGUGUGCAUUUCUGAGAUAAAGCAUUUUUAAGCACUGAAGAAGAGUCCCUAGGGCUCGCAACUGACCGUUUCAUACACGCAAAAAAAAUGAGGGAUGAGGGUUAAGCAUGUUGUAGAGAUUUUUAAUAGUUGCAUUAUUUUUACUUCUCAGGCUUGAAUGAUGUCUGAGCAGGAUCUGGUGGAGAUCGUCCAGAUUGCUGUGGCGGACUUAAACCAUGAGGAAAAUGAUACAGAUGUUCUGGAGAACCAUGAGGAUGCUGAUAAGCCUGAGCGGAAGCGAGCGAGGAUGGAAAGCAGUAACCAGGAUGUGACUCUCAAAGCGAUGCUGAUGUCCAUCAGCCAGGCUAUUUGCCAGAGGUUGGACAACAUGGAGGCGAAGCUGCAGGUGCUGGAGACAACAUGUCGGGCCUUGGAGGAGAAGUUUGACACUGUGAUGGGGAAAAACCCGGGGGCAAUUCAGGUGCCAAUGGUGGCUGGAUCACCUUUCGGUGCUACCCAGACGUGUGACAAAGUGCGCUGUGUGGUGCCGCAGACCAACGUGGUAAUGAGCAAUGAACGUCCAAAACCGGGCCAAGAGGAGUCUCUCCCUCGCACCACAGACUCACUGGAGAAUCUUCUCAGCAAUACGGUUGGCAGAGGGAAACACAAAACAAUCGUCUUAAAGGUUCCUGGGCCAGAAGAGAGUCAGGAAGAGCAGGAUAGCGGAUCAGAAGCCAGCGACUCUGUGUCUAAUAGCGGCCAGUCCUCAACGCAGAACACCAACAACGUUACACUCAUCACCCUUAACUCAGAAGAGGAUUUCCCUGCAGGAACGUGGCUCGGGGAUGAAAAUAACCCAGAGAUGCGUGUGCGCUGUCCCGUGUCUCAAAGCGACAUGCUGCACAUCAGCAGUAACUGCCGCACGCCGGAGAAGAUGGCACUGACGCUGCUGGACUACCUGUUCCACCGUGAGGUGCAGGCCGUCUCUAACCUGUCUGGCCAGGGCAAACACGGCAAGAAGCAGCUGGACCCACUUAUGAUCUAUGGCAUCCGCUGUCAUCUGUUCCACAAGUUUGGCAUCACCGAGUCAGACUGGUAUCGGAUCAAACAGAGCAUCGACUCCAAGUGUCGCACAGCAUGGAGACGGAAACAGCGGGGCCAGAGCCUGGCGGUAAAGAGCUUCUCCCGCAGGGUACCGGCUGCCCGCACUGGCUCAGAUGGGGUCUCGGUAACAGACACAGCAUCUUUGGAGAGCUCCACACAGCAGGCCCUCCAAUAUGCACUGGCUGGUGCAGCUCAACAGGUUCAGAUCCACCGCAUAGGAGAAGAUGGACAAGUGCAAGUAAUUCCACAGGGACACCUUCAUAUAGCUCAGGUGCCACAGGGAGAACAGGUGCAGAUCACGCAGGAUAGUGAGGGCAACCUUCAGAUCCACCAGGUUCAUGUUGGGCAGGAUGGACAGGUUCUAAGAGGGACUCAGCUCAUUGCGGUGGCCUCUGCUGAUGGGUCAGGGACUGUGGAGGCAUCUCCUCUGCAGGCCAAUGACAUCCAAGUUCAAUACGUCCAGCUGGGCCCGGUGACUGACCACACAGGAACUGUGCAAGCUGAGGCACUAGGAUCUGCUCUGCAAGCAGAGAUGGAAGUGAAGGAGGCCAUACAGAUCCAGCAAGGUGCGAACGGCGAAGUGGUCCAGAUUCAGAUGCCUGUCAACACAGUGGGCACCUGAGACACCCAGCUCAUGGACUUUCUCUCUCAAACACAAGACUCCUCCACAUACACAGAUGCAUCAGUGCGACUGUGCGGCAGUAGCACCUGCGAUUCACAGCGAGAGAGAGAAAGACUGAUAUGUGAGGAUGCUCAAAUUCAAAAUUUGAGUGGACAACCGUGGGUUAAGCCUAGCCUGGAGAGUCUUAGUUUAAACAAAUCAUAUAAUUCCUUUUGGGUCAACCAGUCUAUUGGCAAUCUCCUGACAAUCACAGACUGUGAAAGCGGCCAGUCGGCUUAUUAACACAAAAGCAAUGUUGGCUGUAGUGCAGGCUUGUCAAAGCUGCAUGUGAUACAGACUGUGGCCCAGCUGAGUACAGGAUGAAGGAGUUUUUCCCCCCCUCUGCAUCUGCGCUCCAUCACUGCAGCAGCUUCACUGUGCGAUGAGUUUAUUUAACUACAGCUUAAAGGAGUCUGUCUAGCUGUUAGGUUUUCAAGUUCAGCUAAUCUCCUCCCAGUUACGACAAAGAUCCUACCCUGUAAAAAGUGAAGAUUGCAAAUGAAGGAGGUGUUGCUUCACAUGCUUUCUCCAAGAUUGGGGUUUCCUAGUCACCUGGAGCAUCUAUCGCAUACCUGACAUAAGACUGCUUCGUGAAAACUAAUAAGUGAAUUUCUUUUUUUAAUUUUCUUUGUUUGCUGUCAAUAAGUGGAUUGUAAGUUCUUAUUACCUUACGGUAAAAAAAAAAAAAAUAUUUAUGACUCUAGAUAGGAAACAUAUUUGGCAGUAACAAUACUCAAGUCCAUGUACAUACAUUGUAUUGCAAGUAUUCACCCCCCCUGAACAUUUCCACCUAUUUGUAGUGGUACAGCCUGGAACUAAAAUGAACAUAAUUUGGAUUAUGUCAUGAAUCUUAGCUAUGUUGCAAGCGGUUUCCAGCAUAUGUCACAUAACGGAGUCCAACUGUGUACAAUUAUUUCACCAUCAUCACAUGAUUUUAAUAUAAAUAAACCUGAAAUGUACAUAGAAAGGCUCCAGUGUUUGUUAAGCAGUCCAGGACAGACAUCCUCAUUGUUUGGUGAUUAAAAAAUAUCUAAACUUUGAACGUCCUGUGUAACACGAUUAAAUCUGUUAUUAAAACAUGGACAGUAUCUGGAAUAUCUGCAACUCUGUUUUCAAGGAAGCUGUCCACCAAAAGGUCAGUAACCAGGUAAGGACACCAUUGGUCAGAGAUGCAACCAGAGGUAAUUAAA
Molecule: messenger RNA, 4518 nt
Organism: Hemibagrus wyckioides
Lineage: Eukaryota; Metazoa; Chordata; Actinopteri; Siluriformes; Bagridae
Gene: banp
Product: BTG3 associated nuclear protein
Exons: 12
Coding region: 1742-3289 (515 amino acids)
Biological process (GO): negative regulation of protein catabolic process; protein localization to nucleus
Molecular function (GO): DNA binding
Source: RefSeq, a predicted model, not a curated record